UACAUGAUUUACUUCGAAUUUUCAUGCGCUAUGCUACUGCUGAAUUGUUUCGCGGAUGCCAUGCCAAGGGAAACUAAAUACAAACGCACUAAUAACGAAAUACCAGAGAGUUCGGCUAGUGUCUUAUCCCGUAUAACAUACGCAUGGUUUGGUGUUAUGGUGGGGAAAGGUUAGCGUACCUUUGGGACUUGCGCCAACAAGACAGCUGUAAAGAAGUCAUGCCAAUAUUUGCUUACUAUUCUAAUAAGAAUGUGCGUAAGAAUACUAAUAUUUCAACUCAAACUCCAACCCACCCAAAGGCUCAAUAUAGUAAUGGAAAAGUAGAGUUUGAAAACCCACAUGGACGAAGUACCGGCAAGAAGGGUGUCACUUCAAUCAUGCCGCCAAUCAUUAAAUCAUUUUGUGGAGUAUGUUUGCUUGGUUCGCUAAUGAAGUUGAUUUGCGACGCAUUAACUUUUGCACAACCUCAAGUGCUAAGUUUAAUUAUUGGCUUUGUGGAAGAUAACUCCGAAGACGAAAAGGACAGGCAACCACAAUGGAAGGGCAUACUUUAUGCGGCACUUCUUUUUAUUACUGCUGGUGCACAAACUUUUAAUUUGGGACAGUAUUUUCAUCGCAUGUUCGUUGUUGGUCUACGUAUACGCACAGCGCUGAUCAAUGUAAUAUAUCGUAAAGCUUUACUUAUAUCGAAUGCAACACGUAAGGAAGCGACAGUAGGAGAAAUUGUAAAUUUGAUGGCGGUCGAUGCACAACGCUUUAUGGAUUUAACAACAUAUUUAAAUAUGAUUUGCCCAGCGCCAUUACAAAUUGCGCUAGCUUACGUGGCUCACAGCUUAUUUCGUGCAGCUGCAAAAUAAAACUUUUGAACCUUAUAGAAGGAAAACUAACGGCGAU
Messenger RNA from Rhagoletis zephyria (snowberry fruit fly), 894 nucleotides. RefSeq names its product multidrug resistance-associated protein 1-like. Lineage: Eukaryota; Metazoa; Arthropoda; Insecta; Diptera; Tephritidae. The record is from RefSeq and is a predicted model, not a curated record.